UUUUUUUUUCCCGGCGGGCUGCGAUGCCCGCGCAGAGGACACUCUCGAGAACGGCGCCGGUGACAUGGAGCGGGCUCUGCUUUUCUCGCUGCUCCUAACGGCCGCCACCGCUUUGCACGCAGAACGUUUCCUUUGCACCCUCGGGAGUUUCCGGUGCGAUGACGGUGGGCAGGUUCUGCUGUGCCAGCGGUGCGACGGGAAGCGGGACUGCGGCGACGGCAGCGACGAGAAAGGCUGUCGAGUCGGCAAUGUCUCGUGCGGACCCCGCGGGAGGCGGUGCGGCAGCGACGGCCCUUGCCUGCCCUUGGACAGGAUAUGUGAUGGCCACGGUGAUUGCCCGGACAAUUCCGACGAGUCCUUACAUUCCUGCGGUUAUUGGGCAAACAUGACUUCCCCAGCCUGCCCGAUGGACGAGUUUCAAUGCGAACCGAGGGGACAGUGCUUCCCUCUGGUGUUUGUGUGUGACGGCCAUUCUGAUUGUCUGGACGAGAGGGAUGAACGAGGCUGCCUUCUGGACUUCCCAGUGGUUUCGGUAACGCCACCAGCCACUCAGACAGAUGGCGUGCCUGUCCCUGGAAAUGCAAUGCCUGUGGAUUUAGUGGUUCUUUCCAUCAUCGCGUUCCUGGCUGUCGUGGUGGCUGCUCUUUUUGCCUCCGUCUGGAGCCGUGCAAAAGCGAGGCAUCUGGCAAGCUUCAAGUGGGAUCACGGGUCAGAGCAGCUGAUGGCAAAACAGCAGCCUUGAGAGACUCCUUUCUUCGAGAGCUGGCCUGCCUUCGGAAGCAUGGCGUCUGAUUCAACACGUCCUCUGAGAAGAACGGCCAACCUUUUAGUCCCUGCCAGGCCCUCGUGCUGCUCCCGCCAAUUUCCACAGGUGCCUUCAGUUGAGAACUUCAGGUGCACUUCCAAGUUAGAAGGUCAAUCGCUUUCUCAAGGGAGACCUCCCUGUCGCUGGUCCUCGUCAUCUCAAAACAUAUUUAUUUCUGCUAUCUGGCUCCUUGAUCUUCCAUGGCAAAGAGCCGCUGAGUUUAGCCACUGUAGCUGUGAACAGAGGCUCAAAAGGGUACUGGAAAAUGUGGGGCGCUUUAAUAAAAACAGCAUCAUUAUCCAGUA
Lacerta agilis (Sand lizard) is the source of this 1110-nucleotide messenger RNA. RefSeq names its product CD320 molecule (gene CD320). The coding region runs from base 65 to 742 and encodes 225 amino acids. NCBI's taxonomy places the organism in Eukaryota, Metazoa, Chordata, Lepidosauria, Squamata, Lacertidae. Gene Ontology annotation, cellular component: plasma membrane. Gene Ontology annotation, molecular function: protein binding. The record is from RefSeq and is a predicted model, not a curated record. The transcript is spliced from 5 exons.